UGUUGAGCCGAGACUGUUUGGGAAUCAAACGAUUAUUUCAGUUACGGACGAAUCGCCGACCGAAGAUGUUAUGAUACGCGCGGGAUUUUGUUUAAAACCGUAAUGCCUUCUAAAACAUCGCACAGUGACAGAAGCAAAAAGGGAUUUCACGAAGGCAGCGCGCGGUGGCGGGACGAGAUAAGCGAGGUGACAGAAGAUGACUCGGACGAGGUGGAGGCUGGGUACAUCUCUAGCGACGAGUCGGCGCACGCACCCGACCUGGGGGACCGGCUGAGAGUCAAGUCUAGGGACAUCUGGGAGCUAGAAGAAAUACAACACUCGCUCCACCAGCUACCCUACGCUGACGAGAUAUCCGUGUUAGUGGAGACGUCGCACUACGAGGACGCCAUAAGCUUCGUGUCCCAAGAGGACGACGAGGCGAUGCGCACAGCCGUGCUGUGGGCGUGCUGGAUGGGCAAGUGCUCCUUCCUGUUCAAGUUGCUGAGGAUUGGAGCUGAUCCGAACAGCGCUGAUAAUGGUGGAAGGUCAUGUCUACACUUGAGCUGUUUAGUGGCCAAGGAGGAGUGUGUCAAGCUGUUGUUGGACCACGGCGCAGACCCUAAUAUGUGGGACGCGAAGACUGACAGAAAAGCGACCCCUUUGCAUUGCGCUGCGAGUGCCAAAUCGUUGUCUUGUGUUAAGUUACUGAUAAGCCACGGAGCGGACGUCAACGCUGGCUUGAACGAGCACUCUCCGCUACACUACGCGGUGCUGAGCGACGCUCCAGAAGUCGUCGAAGCAUUGCUGGACGCUGGCGCUUGUCCCGACACUCCGCAGGUAUUCACAGAAACCCCUCUGCACGUGGCAGCAUCGCUGGGCUCUGCAACCUGCAUGAAGCUACUGCUGGACGCGGGUGCAGAUGUGCGAGCAGCUUUAGGUCCAGGUCGGGCCACCGCUCUACAUUUGGCUGCAGUGGACGGCCACGCGGAGUGCGCUGGCCUUCUAUUAGAGCAUGGAGCACAUAUUGACUGGCCAAAUUCUAGAGGACAAACUAGUCUUCAUUUAGCGGCAUUAGCACAAUCAGUGGAAGUAGUGGAACUGUUGGUGGCUAAGAGAGCAGAUGUUCGCGCAAGGGACAUAGACGGGAGGACGCCAUUACACGGAGCGAUAGUGAGGGGCGCGCGAGCGUGCGACGUCGCCAGGUUGCUGCUGUCAGUGGGCGCUGACCCUAACGCGCCAGACAACUUCGGCUAUACUCCGCUACAUAUCGCCGCUUUGAAUGAGUUCUCUGCGUGCGUUUUAUUGCUCUUAGAUUACGGCGGCGACGUAACGCUAAGGACUAACGGCGGAGUGUCGGCUCUAUCGUUCAUAGUGCGACGAGUCCCCGACGUGAUCCCUCGAUACAUCUGCAAGUUUGAUGAUGCCGUGCAUGUCAGUGAACACGAGAUAGGCGAUGUUGACUGCGAGCUCACGAUUGACUUCAGACCGCUUGUUCCUUGCCUUUCGAGAGGAGAGGCUGAGUUACUACUGGCUUUUGUGGAGGUCGGUCGAAAGGAUCUUUUGAAGCAUCCAGUAGCGGAGACAUUCCUAUUCCUAAAAUGGCGGAGGAUAAGAAAAUUCUUCGUCAUGAGUUUCGUGUACCACGCUAUAUUCAUCACGCUGUACAGCCUUUAUAUUUUACAAAUAUUCCUAUGUGAGGACAGGACGUGCGACGUGCCAAGCUACCUACGUCCAGUACAGUACGUAAUAGUGCUGCUGAACCUAUGCUUUAUGACCAAAGAAAUAUUCCAAGCAUGUCUAGAUUUUUCCGCCUACAUCCGACAGUGGGAGAACUGGUUGCAGUUGCUCAUAGUUACUGGAGUAUUCUUGUGUACGAUUCCAACAUGGUACCGAGACAACGGCGUGACAAAUUCCAACACAUCAAACUGGCAACACGAUGUAGCCGCUAUAACUAUUUUCUUUUGUUGGUUCGAGUUGAUGAUGAUCAUAGGAAGAUUUCCUACCUUCGGACUGUACGUGCAAAUGUUCACGACAGUAACAGUGAACUUCGCAACAUUUCUCCUCGCCUACAGCUGUCUACUCAUAGCAUUUGGCCUCGCAUUCAGCGUGUUAUUCAGCAACUACCCCGCAUUCCACCUGCCCGCUGGACUGGUCAAGACUGUCAUGAUGAUGUCAGGGGAACUGGAGUACGAGGACAUAUUCUACAAUAACUGCACCAACUCGCAGAUAUACUACCCCCUGACAGCGCAUGCUAUGUUCUUGAUAUUUGUAUUGCUCGUGACUGUUAUACUGACGAAUUUGUUGGUCGGCUUGGCUGUGAGCGAUAUACAGGCACUACAAGAAAGCGCCGGCCUGGACCGGCUGGUGCGGCAGACGCAGCUGGUGGCGCACCUGGAGAGCAUGCUGUUCAGCUCGUUGCUGUCGUGCGCGCCCCAGCAGCUGAUGGCCGUGCUGCGCUGGGGCGCGCUGCUGACCGCGUCGCACAUGCGCACGCUCAACAUACGGCCCAACGACCCCAGGGAGAGUAGGAUACCAAGAGAACUGAUAGCGUCCAUCUACAAAAUGGUGGUCAGCCGAAAGGCGACAAAGAAGAGCAUACGAAAGAACAACAAUUACGAAUGCAGAAUUAAAAAGUGUAAAGGCGAGGAAGAUAUUGAGAGACAAAUUGUAAAACGGAAGAGCUAUCUCUACGAUAGGUUUUCAAACGAGAGUCAAAACGUUGAGAGACGAAAGAGGACUACUUCAGCAAAUGUUGAGGCUAGAGCCCAGAGACCAAUGUCUUUCAAUAUUAACGCAAUACAAGAGAUAUGUAUGGUUGAUAUAAAGACUCAACUUACAGAUUUGACAAAAAAACUAAAUAAGUUUGUCGAAGCCACAGAUGCAAAAUUGAGUUGUAUUGAGAAAAAAUUGGAUGACAGGCAGCCACCUUGACAAAAUUCACAAUAAAUUAGCAUUAAAUUGAGAUUUAGUUAAGGGUUUUUGAAUGUAUUUAUAUUUGAAUAAAUUUAUUAAGAGAA
Bicyclus anynana (squinting bush brown) is the source of this 2996-nucleotide messenger RNA. It is a transcript of the gene pyx, whose product is annotated as transient receptor potential channel pyrexia. Bases 103 to 2910 code for a protein of 935 amino acids. Gene Ontology annotation, biological process: monoatomic ion transport; transmembrane transport. Gene Ontology annotation, cellular component: membrane. The record is from RefSeq and is a predicted model, not a curated record. Gene Ontology annotation, molecular function: monoatomic ion channel activity; protein binding. The transcript is spliced from 14 exons. NCBI's taxonomy places the organism in Eukaryota, Metazoa, Arthropoda, Insecta, Lepidoptera, Nymphalidae.